GGCGCCCCUACCAACGCCGUGGGUUUAGUACGCGUGCGCAGCAGUCUCUUCCGACAGUUGUGUUGUGCAAAUGGUGGAGAAGAAAACUUCGGUUCGCUCCCAGGACCCCGGGCAGCGGCGGGUGCUGGACCGGGCAGCCCGGCAGCGUCGCAUCAACCGGCAACUGGAGGCCCUGGAGAAUGACAACUUCCAGGAUGACCCCCACGCAGGACUCCCUCAGCUUGGCAAGAGGCUGCCUCAGUUUGAUGAUGAUGCGGACACUGGAAAGAAAAAGAAGAAAACCCGAGGUGAUCAUUUUAAACUUCGCUUCCGAAAAAACUUUCAGGCCCUGCUGGAGGAGCAGAACUUGAGUGUGGCCGAGGGCCCCAACUACCUGACGGCCUGUGCGGGUCCCCCAUCGCGGCCCCAGCGCCCCUUCUGUGCUGUCUGCGGCUUCCCUUCCCCCUACACCUGUGUCAGCUGCGGUGCCCGGUACUGCACCGUGCGCUGUCUGGGGACCCACCAGGAGACCAGGUGUCUGAAGUGGACUGUGUGAGCCUGGGCAUUCCCAGAGAGGAAGCGCCGCUGUGCACUGCCUGGCCUUCAGAAGGACAGUUUCAUCACCCAGUGGAGGGGGAGCUCUUCCUGGACCGAGGGAGGAGCCGCUCAUUCACCCAACAAAACUGUGUCUUAUCUGCCAGGAAAGAGCAACCUCACUCCUGGGAACGGUCUGGCAGGUAGGCUGGGCCCCCAGUGCUGUUAGAAUAAAGAGCCUCGUGCCGGA
Messenger RNA from Macaca mulatta (Rhesus monkey), 763 nucleotides. It is a transcript of the gene ZNHIT1, whose product is annotated as zinc finger HIT-type containing 1. Lineage: Eukaryota; Metazoa; Chordata; Mammalia; Primates; Cercopithecidae. The record is from RefSeq and is marked provisional. Gene Ontology annotation, biological process: chromatin remodeling.